Molecule: messenger RNA, 897 nt
Organism: Rubroshorea leprosula
Lineage: Eukaryota; Viridiplantae; Streptophyta; Magnoliopsida; Malvales; Dipterocarpaceae
Source: the annotation of a GenBank genome assembly
AUUUUCAGAGGUCCAGUGGCUAUGGCAGCUUCCUCCUUACUCUCAGCAGCCGUAAGAAGGCUUGAAGGGAAGGUUGCGAUCGUCACCGGUGGUGCCAACGGUAUUGGUGAGUGCACCGCAAGAACCUUCACCAAGCAUGGAGCAAAAGUGGUGAUCGCCGACAUCCAGGACGAUUUAGCCGAAUCCGUCUGCAGCGAUAUCGGCUCUGAAUCUGCUUCCUUUGUUCACUGCGACGUGACCAAGGAAAGGGACGUUCAAAACGUCGUCGAUACCACUGUGUCUAAGUUCGGAAAGCUUGAUAUUAUGUUUAAUAAUGCUGGCAUUAUCGAUGUUGCGAAACCCGAUAUUUUGGAUAACGACGUCUCCGAGUUCGAACAGGUCCUCAGGGUGAACGUCGUGGGAGCUUUCCUGGGGACAAAAUACGCGGCACGCGUGAUGAAAGCGGUACGCCGCGGCAGCAUAAUCAAUACCGCCAGCGUCUGCUCAAUUACAGGCGGUAGCGCCUCUCACGCCUACACCAGCUCAAAGCACGGCGUGUUGGGGCUGAUGAGGAAUGCUGCGGUGGAGCUGGGACAGUAUGGCAUCAGGGUGAACUGCGUGUCACCGUACGUGGUGGCAACUCCAUUGGCGAAGAACUUCCUCAAGAUGGAUGAUAUUGAUGGGUACUUUGGCAUUUAUGAGAAUCUGAAAGGGGCAAAUCUGGAGCCGGAGGAUGUGGCAGCGUCGGCGCUUUUCUUGGCGAGCGACGAGUCUAAGUACGUAAGUGGGCACAAUAUGAUCAUUGACGGGGGCUUUACCAUCACCAAUUCUGGUUUCUCCAUUUUUGGUCAAGAUGAAUGAGUGAUUUAUUUUGCUCUUCUCCACUACUCUAUGGAUAAAAUAAAACACAUAUCACAU